Molecule: messenger RNA, 1544 nt
Organism: Penaeus indicus
Lineage: Eukaryota; Metazoa; Arthropoda; Malacostraca; Decapoda; Penaeidae
Exons: 7
Coding region: 257-1432 (391 amino acids)
Source: RefSeq, a predicted model, not a curated record
UCGAACCGGACGUAUGUCACAAGACGGAAGGUUCAGGAAGACGGAGCUGACGUCGCUUCGGAGUGAGAGGUCUACAGACACUCGUCUCCCAGUAGUGGUUGUGUUAACUUUCUAGAGCGUUGGUUCUACGGGUUCUCUUGGCGUUUGCAGUGGACCUAUAUACGUGUUGUGUAGUGGAGGUUGUGUUUACCUUUGAAAGAUCACUGAAUCUACAAUUUUCUUGGGUGAUUCAGGUAUUCUGUUGUGCAUACCGGAAAUGUUGGCACCCCUUACGAUGAGGCUGUGGGUGAUAGUGGCAAGCCUGAACCUAGUAUGGGUCACAAUGGCCGAUUCCGUGAAUACUAUUUCUCCUGAAGCUCGCUCCAGCCCUCCAACCCUCUGGCUCCUCGAACUACGAAAAGUGCCCCGCGAGUCAACACCAAACGACCACACGUCCCGAGACCACGACGUCAAACUCGUGCUGGACGAACACACCCUCGUCGUGGGCGUGACUCGUUGGACACUGACCUUCCUCAAGGGCGGACAGCAGUUCACGAGUUCCCUAGACGCCCUCACGGAGACCGACGGCAUCCAGAGGGAGUUCGUUUUCAAGACGGAGCUCGUGGAAGGUGCCACCGCGGUCCUGGUGACGGCGAAGGGAAGGAGCGGCAGCGUGUUGGCGACGGGAACAGCCUACGUUCAGAUUCCGGACUUGGACUCCAACGUGGCUUGGGUAGGGGGGGAAUACCACCCCUCUUCCCCCUCCUCACUGCGAGUCGACUCUGGCACCUUGUCGGAGGUGUGGGUCGGCAGUCGAGUGUGCAGAAGAGAGAAGGCCCCCUGUUAUUUCCUGCAGAAGGAGCUGCCGGAAGUUGUUUCUCGGUGUGUGACUCUCUCUGACUCUCUCACCAAUGUGCCCCUUCUCCUGUGUGACGAUACUGUGCUUCCCUUUCACGAACUCUACCAGACACCGAGCCUCUACAUCACUGACGACUACCUGCUGGAAGUCACCAUGAUUCUGCCGCAGGAUGUGGUCCUGGAGGGAAGGGAGGUCGUCGCCUACGACCCUGAAGACCCCAACGUCGUUUUCUCACCCGAAGGCUUCAGGUGCAAUCCUUCCGCAGGAAUGGGAGACCAAGGUGAACGCACGUGCACCCAGCGACUCCACAUGACCGAGGCUAAGGACGCAGUAUCGGUGUUAGUGGUGUUGACGUAUUCCGACGGAGGACGCCUGGAGUCUAAGCUCCUUACGUACAGAGGUCAGGAACCUCGAGCGUCGCAAACGGGCGUGAUUGUGGGUUCGGUCGUAGGCGGGCUGGUGGGCGUGGUCCUUCUCGCGGCUGCCGUCUUCUUGCUGUUAAGAUGGAGAAAAAACAAAGCGAAGAAGGGAUCGUCGAGGAGGAGUUCGGCACAGUACGCUGCCACGCCGACCUCUGACCCCGCGGCGGCCUAGGUCAUCUCGUCGGGGUUCUGCGUCUUGUGUGGAACUAGAUUUUUAGCUUUAUUUUUGUUUUAAUUCUUGUGGAAUUCAGGGUACAUAGUACAUAGUUGUUAGAUGAAGUAAU